This is a messenger RNA of Papilio polytes (common Mormon), 1043 nucleotides long. RefSeq names its product CKLF-like MARVEL transmembrane domain-containing protein 4. The transcript has 4 exons. The record is from RefSeq and is a predicted model, not a curated record. The coding region runs from base 190 to 744 and encodes 184 amino acids. Gene Ontology annotation, cellular component: membrane. Lineage: Eukaryota; Metazoa; Arthropoda; Insecta; Lepidoptera; Papilionidae.
UAUUUGUCAUCUCAAAGUGGGUGGAUGUGAUUGAUAACUUUGCGUUUGCGAUGGUAUAAUAAAUGUAUUUAGAAUAAUUUUAUAUUUCAAACAAGAAUUGCAAAAUCAGUAAUAGGAAUUAAAUGUGUAGUGAAUAUAAUUAAACUAAAAGUGUACCAGUUCAGCACCGGAUCUACGUAGAUAUCAACAAUGGCAGACGUCGGAUUCCCCGGACAGCAUACCACUACAACAACGGUCACCUCCAGUACCACCGUACAAACUAACAUACGCUUUGACCCAUUGUACAUAAGGACUAUUCCUGGUAUACUCAAAGUAGUGCAAGUGGUAUGCAGUUUGCUUGGCUUCAUCUGCAUUCAAUUCUCAUGGCUCAACAACGCCAGCAAGGGCUCGUACUUUAGUUGGAUUUCAAUGGUGGCCUUCUGGUUCACCGGGAUACUCCUCGGCUUCUACUUAUUCCACAUCGUAGAGAAGUUCUAUAAGAUUCCCUGGCUCAAGAUCGAGUUUGUGUUCUGCUCGCUGUGGACCCUGCUGUACGUGAUCGCCGCCAUCCUCGCCGUCACAGUCAGGGACAAGCCGCACUCCGCUGCAGCCUUCUUCGGGUUCGUGGCGACGGCGGCGUACGCGAUGGACGCGUUCGUGAAGUGGCGCGCGGUGCGGGCUGGCGGCCUGGCGCAGGGCACGCGCGUCGUCUCCAAGCAGACCACCUCCGCCGUCAACACGCCCCCGCCCAGGGAGGGCUACUAGCUCCCCACCCCACAGUCACGUCCCUACUCACCAUAGCCAGCAAAGUUUGAGAUUAUCUCGGUGCAACUUGCACAUAGCAUUUUUAUGCACACUGUUUACUGUUACAUGUAAGUCUAAAAAUGAAAUGUAUUUACAGAGGUUUUUAUACUUUUUUUAAUGUCCACAUAUUAGUACGUAAACUUUUUGAUGUCAAUUGAUUCUUGUUUAUGAUAUGCAUUUAAGAAGUGCGUUAAUAUUUUUUACACACAAUCUCUACAAAACAAUUUAUAAGACAUCCAAAAUUAAUGAAGGAUUUUUAU